GCAUACCACCCACCCGCAGCCUGUUCCGCACAGGACCAUGAUGCUCCGUGUUGUCAACAGACUAUGUCAACCAAGUCGAUGGAAAUGCAGCACUGCAGCUUCUGCACGGUUACGGCUCCAGCCAACAUCCGCCGAGACUUACAGACAGAGUAGCACCUUCGUGUCCAAGCACCAUGUGCUCGAACAAACUGAUGUUGUCGCUUUUCUGGACCAGCGCUCCAUGGAGUUCAGGGUGGCGGGCGGCGAGGUGGUGGUCAAAGAGUGCCCGUUCUGCCAUGAUACUGGUGGAAAGGCGGAUAACAUGUGGAAGCUCUACAUAGGUCUCAAUAAUGGGGGUGCGUGGAUGUGCCACCGAUGCGCUGCGUCAGGCUCGUGGUACGACCUCAAGCGACGAGCUGGGAGUGGCGGUGCUCGAUUCGUGAGCCAAGUCGCGAUGCCACGGAGUGCAACCAGUACCCGAACCACACUAAAUCCACGCCGGACACGUGGCGAAGAGUUUCACGUGACACAACAACGAGCUGCUGGGCUUCGGCCGAUACCAGAUGAGCAACGCGCGCGGUCUUAUCCGUCCAACCUUUUGCACAACCCGCGCUUUGACCAAGUGAUGGAUUACCUGAGCGGAACGGAACCAGGGCAACGGGGCAUAAAGAAGGAGGUGCUGGUCAAGUACGGCGUUGGCUGCGCUGUCUACAAGUAUCCGAGUGAGGCAGGCUACGUCGAAGCUCAAAGCAUCACGUUUCCAUGGAUCGUAAACAAGAAGGAUAUUCCAUCGGAGGAGGUCAAGGGUUUGGAAAAGUUCGUCAAGGACAAGUACGGGGAAAAAUCGCGCAUCCCUGACGCCGUCACAGUCCGCGUCAAAGCCCGUGCUGUUCGAAACAAGCAGUGGCAAAGGCUAGACCCUGCAGGAGGUCGGUGGGGGAUCUUCGGCCUCCACACUGUGCCGGAUGGCGCCACGGAAGUGGUUUUGACGGAGGGAGAGUACGACGCCAUGGCUGUGUACCAAGCCACUGGCAAGCCAGCUGUGUCCUUGCCAAACGGCGCAAGUUCGCUGCCGCUAGAGGUUCUUCCUCUUCUGGAGCGAUUCAACAAGGUCUACCUCUGGAUGGACCACGAUGGGGCAGGGCAAGCCGGGGUGGACAAGUUUGUUCUGAAGCUGGGCACUCGGCGUUGCUUAGUGGUGAGACCACUUGAGGACGAUCCGAACCCGCCCAAGGACGCCAACGAGGCACUUCUGGCUGGCCGGAAUCUUCAAGAGUUUUUGGAUGGAGCGAGCUCCACAAAGCAUGAUGACAUCCAGACCUUCCAAGACCUUCGCCAGAGUGUCAUUCACGAGCUACAGAAUCCUCUGGAGUAUAGUGGGACAGGUCUGCAGUCCUUCCCGCGGUUCACCAGAAUCAUCAAGGGGCUUCGGCGUGGGGAGCUCACUGUCCUCACUGGCCCCACUGGCUCCGGGAAGACAACGAUUCUCAGCCAGCUUUCGCUUGAUCUAGCGGCAGGAGGGCUUAGCACGUUGUGGGGCAGCUUCGAGAUCAAGAACACGAGAUUGAUGCAGAAGAUGCUUCACCAGUUCGCGGGGAGACCUGUUGCAGAUCUCGCUGGGUCACCAGAAUCGCUGAGCGCAGUGGCGGACCGCUUUCAGGCUCUUCCACUAAGCUUCUUGCGUUUCCACGGUGGAACGGAUGUGGACGAAGUUUUAGACGCGAUGGACUACGCUGUCUACGCAAACGACGUUCAACACAUUAUCCUUGACAAUCUGCAGUUCAUGCUUACUCGAUAUUCCCGAGAGGGACAUGGUGGUAAACGACCAGGACCUUUCGACAAGUUCGACGCACAGGAUCUUGCUCUGGACAAAUUCCGAAAAUUUGCUACCGAACACAACGUCCACAUCACGCUAGUGAUACACCCCCGGAAAGAGGACGAAGGAUACAAGCUCACCACAAGCUCCAUUUUUGGCUCGGCGAAGGCUACCCAAGAAGCGGACUUGGUCGUAAUCUUACAGAAUCAUAAAGGCAACAAGUCGCUGGAAGUAAAGAAGAACAGGUUCGACGGGGACCUUGGCGAGGUACAGUUAGUGUUUGAUCCACAUUCAUCCAGGCUUCGCGAGCUCCCAGGACCUGCGAGCUGAUCUACGUGUCAAGAUACUUAAGGGUGCACCGUAGUCCCGUGGACUGGCGAGAGGCACACGGAAAUGGUACACAAGUGGUGCCAAAGGGCGUGUCUUGCUGCUCCGUGUGCUUUUCGUCUUGGGUGUGAUAAAUAAUCAACAUACAGUGGAACCGAUUGUCCCACAUUUUUGGGGCGGGGUGAUUUUUUUUAACGGGUUGUCAACAGAAAUGGGCGACAAACAAAUGUGCGUUGGAAAGCUCUCGCCAGUAGCUUUCGAAUAAGCCGUUCAAAAGCGGUGGGUUCGCUCUGGAUCAAGAGUUAUGGAGCUAGUACCAUCGCCAGCGAAGGUACUUUACUCCACUGAAUCCUCCAUAUCUCGACAACUACGGCGAACCCACCGAAAAAAGUUGCAGAUAAUUGACGCUCUCUUUCUGUUCUAAUUAAUGGCGUUGGUUCCAUUUUCGAACCUUUUUGAUAACAUGCCGCAAAAAAUCAGAAACAAGAUUUUUCAAAAAAUUGCCCACAUCAGCCCCAACGGCUGGAAACAAAACAAGCUAGCGGUGCACGCACUGCACGCCCAUGACCUCCAUGCUUCGCCCUGAGGCCCAUGCGGCCAUCAGGGAAGCCCUGACUAGGCGUGGUUCUAAGUUGACCUAAAUGGUUGCUUCUAUCGGUUUCGGUUUGUCCACGAAGUUUGUUGUCCGUGUUUUUUUCGAACGGCUGCGUUUCCCUCCCGGUCGAUAAGAUCGGUAGUAUUGGGCGUGAUGUACUGUAUGUAGGAGACUAGUUUUUGGCAAAUGUAAAAAUUAGUGCGAGGGAGUGUCGUCGAGUGUAAAUACAGGGUUUUCCCAACAGGGUUUUCCAACGAUGAAGCGAAAACAACGAAAUAUCAAGCGUUGAACGAUAAGUUUUGC
Messenger RNA from Ectocarpus sp. CCAP 1310/34, 3020 nucleotides. The record is from the annotation of a GenBank genome assembly. NCBI's taxonomy places the organism in Eukaryota, Phaeophyceae, Ectocarpales, Ectocarpaceae.